AAGGGUUUUCUCCCACGGCAUUCAGAUGAUGGCUGACACAUUCUUAUACAGUUUCGUUUCCAUUGCUAGCACCACGCUCAUAGAACGCAUCAGCUACAACAGAAUAAGAGCUAGGACUUUAUUUCACUUUACUCGCAAUCCCUCCCAGUUUGCGCGACAGCAGAGAUACGUAACAGGAAUUCCACUGGAUCUUAUAUCGGUCUUUCGAAAACAAACACAUAAUGGUUGGGAGCACCGCUUUCGCAGAAGUCUGUGGCCAUAUCAUUUUCAGCUUUACGCGAAGUGUGGCCGAACACUACAACUUUGAUGAAGCGGAACAUACCUCAGAUCUGUUUGGCUACAAUCCUCUUGAUGACAAAGGGACUGAGUGGUAUUGCCAGCCUGUGGAUGAGGUUAUUUACCAAGAAUACAGCAACAAGGAAGCAACAUCACUCGAUUAUCUCGCGUCUAGCAAUAUCGGCGCCAGGUUUGUAGACGCAAGUUCGACAGAAGACAACGAAACAACACAGGAACCACCAGAAGAUAGAGCAAUGGCUUGGAAGCGGCUUAGACCACCGAUGUGGCGCACAGUUUGGAAUUCAUUGCUGUUUGGAUUUGUGAUGUCCGUUUUGACUGCCGCAGUUGUUGGAAUAGUCUCUAUUCUCCUCUUCUACCUCUGCUAUCAGACAAGGCUAAGUUGUGAAGGUAAACCCAAGGAAUCGAUCCCAAUAAAGCUUCAAUGGAUUAGCACUAUUACAGAAACUGUCUCUGCCUUUGUGAUGUACUGCUGGUUUUUCCUUAACUCAUUGUUCUUUUUUCGGCCGUUUCAAAUAUGGGGUCUAAAACUUAAAACGUUUCUGCUAUGUCUACCUUUCUUCUGCUUGGAUGCGGGCUAUCGAAUCGCCACUCAAGCCCUUGGAAUCUCACAUUCCAAGUUGUCAGCUACACAAACCCUUCCCUUAAACGUUUUGUUUUUGUCGUGUGUCUGUUUACAAGCGUACAACUUUUCCAAGCAUUUUGUUAACGGCCCCAGUAGAAAACUGUUCAAGUUGUUCGUACUUUUUGCAAUUCCGUGCAUGUUAACAUUUGUUCUUUCUCUUUUCGUACCCUUUGGCAUUUACCCAUUUUACAACAAACAAGACAAAACUGGCAGAUUAUUAAUCGCGCUAUUUUCACCUCUGAUUGUCGUGCUUCUCAAAGGCAUCUCACGUACUUGUGUCCAGCGGUUAUGGAAGAUAAGCCAUCCUGGAACUUCAUUCGUACUGUUGUCUCCGCUGUAUUGUGGGUCAGCGGUAUUGUUAAGGCUUUUACAAGUGGAUUUAAGCAGAUUGGAAUCCGUUGCGUUGAUUGGCGUAAUCCAUGGCAUUGCUGAAGUCGUAGAACGCAGCACAAUAGCUUUGAUUGAUCACAUUUAUAAUCAGGUCUGGGAGAGAAGACUAGUUGCCUGGGGAGGUUUUCGUACUCCUCGUCGUGAGCGGCUUGCAGCAGAUAUCGCCAUUAUGAGCGUGGUGUACGAAGCAAGUGCUGUCAUCUCUGCAAACGGCUUCUUGUACUUGUACCAAUACUAUUACACGGAGAACAAUUCUCCUUUAGAGCUGCUGCUCUCUUUUGCCGCCACCACCUUAGUUCCCUUGGCUAUUGAGUGGUUUUUUACAAGCCUAUCGUUCGCGAUUGAAACCCGUUACCUUAAUAUCCCUGUAAUAGCUGUAUGGCGCAAAAGAUGGAGGAGACAUAUCCUGGUAGCGAUAGUAAACUCAGUGGCCAUCACUCUUUGGGCGAGCACAUCUCUUGUGAUUGCUGUAGAAGGACGUUUUAUUGACGUGGCUAAAUUCCACUGUCAAAUGCCGUUCAGUUAAUCAUUUUUAAAUCGGAAAAUCCAAUCCAAGUUCCGACUCGAUCCCUCCUUCGCCCCUUCGCUCCUUCGCUUCUUCGCGUCCUGUUAGACUUUUUGUAAAUCCGCUGACCAAUGCAAAAGUAAACUUUUAAUCUGGUAAUAAAGCUUGUUGUUUUCACAGUGGUAGCGAAGUGUUCAAGUCAUUAUAUUCGACGCGAAGGUCACGAUUUCCUCACAGAGUGAGUAGUUUAAAUUUAAAAUACGUCUGAAUAGUAAGAAUGGGGAAAUGCAACAGAGAAACGGAAAAAGGAAAACUUUAAUGUAUUAUUUCUGAGUUUUAAGGACUAGUACGUCUGAACAAUAGAAAUUUUUCUUGCAUGUUUGCACUCGACCACUUGAGUUUUGAAACCUGAGUAAUAAUAAUAACGCAUAACGUAACGCAUAUAGCGUGGGGAAUGUCACGUUUUUGAUAUGCAAUCUUCAUUGGCAGAAAAAGCAGUUUAAUUUGAUUUUCGUUUUAAUAAAAGGAAGUUGAUAAUUA
Messenger RNA from Orbicella faveolata, 2354 nucleotides. RefSeq lists its product as uncharacterized. The record is from RefSeq and is a predicted model, not a curated record. NCBI's taxonomy places the organism in Eukaryota, Metazoa, Cnidaria, Anthozoa, Scleractinia, Merulinidae.